GACUGCCAUUUCCUGGAAGGCACAUCCUGUACUUUAUUGGGGAGCCAAUGGAGUAGCUUACCAUUUAAGGUCUCGGUUCAUCCUUCGGCACCUUCAUUUCUCAAAAUUCCAAGCAAACACACCAGCACCUGCCUCGUUUUACCAAAAUUCUAAUGGCUUCUUCUUCUUCUUCGAAACGUAAAAGAAAUUACGAUGUUUUCUUGAGUUUUAGAGGCAUCGAUGUUCGCAACAACUUUCUUAGUCAUCUCUACACGGCUCUAGACCAGAGUGGUUUCUUCACUUAUAUUGAUAGCGAGGAAUUGAGAAAAGGAGAGCAAAUAUCGCCGGCGCUUAUGAAGGCAAUUGAGGAAUCGUGAGUUGUGAUCAUCGUUUUCUCUGAGAACUAUGCAUCCUCAUCGUGGUGUUUAGAGGAGGUGGCAAAAAUCAUGGAGUGCAAGGCACAAAAGGAUUUGGUUGUGUUGCCGGUGUUUUACAAAGUGGAACCAAGAGAAGUGAGAGGGGGGAGAGAGAGUUAUCGGAGAGCUAUGGUUGAGCAUGAGUCCAAGUUCGGGAAGGAUUCAGAGAAAGUGGAGAGAUGGAAGACGGCUCUGCUUGACGCCGGUAGGUUGUCCGGAUGGGACUUGAAUAAUGGAGAUGAGGCGGAGGUUAUAAAGAGAAUCGUGAAGGAGAUCUCCAGGCAACUAGACCGAACACCCCUGCAAGUUGCUAAGCAUCCAGUUGGGAUACAUGCCCGAGUGUUAAAGCUAGAAUCAAUGUUAAAUCUUGAGUCUGAUGAUGAUGUUCUCAUGAUAGGAUUAUGGGGACCGGGAGGCAUUGGAAAAACAACUUUAGCUAAAGCCAUUUAUAAUGUUAUUUUUAGACAAUUUAAGGGUUCUUGUUUUUUAGCAAAUGUUUGAGCAGCUUCAAAAGAUUCCAAGAAUUUUGUUCCUUUGCAAAAAAAAUUGUUGUUCGAAAUAUUACAGAAAAAAGGAUUAUCAGUGUUUAGUGUUGAUGGAGGCAUUAAUUUAAUACAAGAUAGACUCUGCCACAAAAAAGUCCUCCUUGUUCUCGACGAUGUCAAUGACAUAAAACAAUUAAAUGCUUUAGCUGGAGAGUGUAAAUGGUUUGGUAAAGGUAGCAGGAUCAUCAUUACUACAAGAGAUAACCAUGUGCUAACUUCCCAUGGGAUAGAUAAAGAUCACAUCUAUGAGGUAAAAAGUCUAGAGGAUUGUGAAGCUCUUGAACUUUUCAAUAAGCAUGCUUUUCUGAGAAGCAACAAAAUGGUAAUACGGGGGGAUCUCGUGGAUAGUGCUUUGCAUUAUGCUAAUGGAUUUCCUCUAGCACUUGAGGUAUUGGGCACUUUCCUAUGUGGCAGAACAGAAUGUGAGAGGGAAAGUGCAUUGAAUAAGCUUGCCAAAAGUCCUGAUAAAACCAUCAAUGAUGUUCUUAAGAUAAGUUAUGAUGGACUAGAGGACUAUGCAAAGGAGAUCUUCCUUGAUAUUGCCUGUUUUUUCAAGGGGCGACAUACAAAGUAUAUUAUGAAAGUUCUUGACUCUUGUGACUUUGACACAACUAUUGGAGUACAAGUUCUUGUUGAGAAGUCAUUGAUAAUCGAAGAGAAUGGCACCCUACAUAUGCAUGACUUGAUUCAGCUAAUGGGCAUGGAUAUUGUUAAGCAAGAAUGUCGUGAUGAUCCGGGAAGGCGUAGUAGGUUGUGGCUUUUUGAUGAUGUUCAAGAUGUUCUAUCAAGGGAUAGGGUAACAAAUGCAGUAAAAGCCAUAGUUUUGGAUUUAGCUGAGCCAGAAGAGAUAUACAUGGGUCCUAAUGCUUUCGCAAACAUGAGAAGGUUGAGGGUGCUCAUCAUGAAUAAUGUGCAUAACUCUUUCCAAGGCCUUAUCUGUCUUCCUAAUGAACUAAGAUGGUUCGAAUGGCCUGAAUGUCCUCCUUGGAUUCCAGAAUUUUCCUCUGGUCCAAAGAAGUUAGUUGGACUUGAUCUACACAAAAGCAACAUCCAAAUAGUGAAGGAGCAAUUUAAGGAUUUUAAAAAAUUGAAGUUCAUUUAUUUUAGUGAAUGCCAGUCAUUGGUUUGUAUGCCAGACCUCUAUUGUACUCCAAAUCUUGAGGUAUUGGAUCUCCAUGGAUGCAAAAACUUGAAGCAUGGCCAUGAAUCAGUUGCAUAUCACGGCAAGUUACAGCUUUUGAAUUUAAGUGGGUGCUCAGAACUUCGUCACUUGUCUGAUGUGCUUCAAGCCAAGAAUCUCCAAUUCCUCUAUCUUCAUGAUUGCUCGAAAUUGCAAACAUUCCCUGAUAUUCUGGUUGAAAUCAAAGGUAUUCGAGAACUUGAUAUGGUAGGGACUUCAAUCAAAGAACUUCCGGCAUCCAUAAAAAAUCUUGUCUCUGUGGAGGAAAUGAAUUUAAUGGAUAACAAGGAACUGGCAGUCCUUCUGUCUAGCAUCUAUAGUUUGCAAAAUCUUAAAACUCUGACGCUUGCAGGCUGCUCAAAACUAGUCAAGUUUCCAAAUAAGGAGGAUUCGAGUGAUCCCCCUAUGAAGACGGGAUUUCCUGAGCUAUGGUGGUUAGACCUUUGUUACUGCAAUUUAUCAGAAGUAAACUUCUUGGAGAAUCAGUCAAGUUUUCCUUCCUUAAGAAAAUUGCUUUUGUCAGGAAACAAUUUUACUAAUCUUCCUACAUGUGGACAACUAUAUAAGUUGCUCAGUUUGGAUUUUUCGCAUGCCCAACCACUAAAAGAGAUUUUCAAGUUUCCUGAGAAUUUGCGUCACGUAUUUCACCUUGACGCUGCUGACUUAUCUUCAUGUCAUGAACUGGUCCCUAGUGGGUUCACCAUGAAUGAUUUGUUCAAGCCUGAGCAUCUUCAUCCCAUAACUGGUCGCCAAGAUCUUCUUCUACCAGAAAGAGAAACACCAGAGUCGUUGCUUCCUGAUAAAGAGGUUUCCAUAUCUUUUAUGGCUUCAAAGGACUUGUAUAAGAAGUUCCUAGUAUUAGUUUUCUGUGUUUUAUUUGAAGUAGAACAAGGAAAGAAUGAGGCCAGCAUUGAGCUUUCAGCAUAUGUAAAUGGCGAAAGGACGAGGCAAAUAUUUUCGAAGCCUUUCAGUUCAUUGGAUCGGGACCAUGUGUGGUUUGACUAUUUUAAAUCAGAGUGGCUGUGGGGACAGGAUGCUUUUGGUCCAAAUGACUGGAGCCACUUCCAAAUUAUUAUCAGAGCAUCUACAGAACAAUUUGAUGGUGGAAUUUUGAAAAAGUUUGGAUUUCAACUAAUAUGCAAGCCACUAGAGGAUGAGUUGGAGGUUUUGCUUCAAGACAAUGAGUUGCUAGAUCCAUCUUUUCUCUAUGAGGUUUGGCAUUAUGACAGUCAAACAAGCACAAAGGAAGAAGGUUCUAGUGAAAUAAAAGAUAUGCUAGAUAGUUAAACUAGCACGAACAAAAUAUAGUUCAGGUAAUUUGUCCGCAAAGGUCAAACAUGGCUGACUUCUCA
Molecule: messenger RNA, 3472 nt
Organism: Eucalyptus grandis
Lineage: Eukaryota; Viridiplantae; Streptophyta; Magnoliopsida; Myrtales; Myrtaceae
Product: TMV resistance protein N
Exons: 5
Coding region: 1260-3407 (715 amino acids)
Biological process (GO): defense response
Molecular function (GO): protein binding
Source: RefSeq, a predicted model, not a curated record